AAAAACUAUUAAGUUUUAAUUUGUAACAUCAAAUAAUAACAUCAUUUAAUAAAAUGUCUAUAAGUAAAACUGAAAACCAAGUGAUGGACUCUAAUGGUACCAAUGCUGACACUAAAGUGGUUAAGCCAUACAAACUUGAGUUGGUUUGGCGUAACAUUAUUUUGAUGGCUAUAAUACACAUCUCGGGUCUCUAUGGCGCCUAUUUGACAAUCAGAGGAGCAAAAGUACAAACAGUUAUAUUUUCAUAUUUUAUUGCUUUCAUGUCUUCAAUGGGUAUUCAGUGUGGGGCACAUAGACUAUGGUGUCACCGAACAUAUAAAGCCAAACUACCGCUUCAAAUCAUAUUAAUGGUAUUACAGACAUUGGCCCUUCAAAAUGAUAUCUUUGAGUGGAGUCGAGACCAUCGACUUCACCACAAAUACUCUGACACUGACGCCGAUCCUCAUAACUCUCAGAGAGGAUUUUUCUUUUCACACGUCGGUUGGUUGCUCUGCAAAAAGCACCCGGAGGUCAAAGAAAGAGGAAAAACACUUGAUAUGACUGAUUUGGCAAAAGACCCGUUGGUUCGCUUUCAACGAGCUUUUUAUAUACCAUUAUUGGGACUAAUAUGGGCUGCAUUUCCCACAUAUAUACCAUACCUGCUAUGGGGUGAAUCCCUAUGGAAUUCAUGGUUUAUUUGUGUAAUGCUUCGUUAUGCUGCCACUCUUAACCUAACCUGGUGUGUCAAUAGUGCCGCUCAUAUGUGGGGCAUGAAGCCCUACGAUAAAGAUAUAGUGCCGGUUGAGGCUCAUAUGAGACACUAUCUGAUGGGUGAGGGUUUCCAUAAUUAUCACCACGCAUUUCCAUGGGAUUACUCGGCCAGUGAAUUGGGUCCAUGGGAUGCCUUUAAUCCGGCCACAGCUUUCAUCGAUAUGUUUGCAUCUAUUGGUUGGGCAUAUGAUUUGAAAAAGGCAUCGAAAGAGAUUGUUGAGAGCAGACAAAAACGUGUCGGAGAUGUCGGAUAUAACCACAGGUCGUUGUUUAUUGAGAUGUUGACCGGUAUUAGUGUUUUGUUUGCACCGAUUUGGAUAUAUGUCUUCGUUAAACAAUUUGAUAUAUGGGUUCUACCACUCUGUUUGUUCAUUGCUUAUAAAUUUAAAUAAUAUUUGUCAAACAAUUUUUAUUAUAAAUCUAACAAAUUUGAAAUUAUUACAAACUAUUUGUUAAUUAAAUUUAUUAUUUUAAAAUGUUU
Molecule: messenger RNA, 1231 nt
Organism: Oppia nitens
Lineage: Eukaryota; Metazoa; Arthropoda; Arachnida; Sarcoptiformes; Oppiidae
Product: acyl-CoA Delta(11) desaturase-like
Exons: 5
Coding region: 54-1142 (362 amino acids)
Biological process (GO): unsaturated fatty acid biosynthetic process
Cellular component (GO): endoplasmic reticulum membrane
Molecular function (GO): stearoyl-CoA 9-desaturase activity; iron ion binding
Source: RefSeq, a predicted model, not a curated record